Durusdinium trenchii is the source of this 2982-nucleotide messenger RNA. NCBI's taxonomy places the organism in Eukaryota, Dinophyceae, Suessiales, Symbiodiniaceae. The record is from the annotation of a GenBank genome assembly.
AUGAAAGUUCACUGUUUAUAUCCCUGAUGGCAGACAACAUCAGACUGGCGCCAAGAGAAGGGGAUGCUUGCAAUUCAAGAAGAAUGCCUUGGUGUAGGACGCUGGGAAAUUCAUAAUUGUUUGAUGUGUAAUGCUGCUUGCAGCACCUCUUCGUCAGUGGCCCGGUUGGGAUGUGGAGCACUCCAAAUUAUAUCCAUGGCGUUGCGCCUGCGGUGCCUGUCGCGCAAGGAUGUCCGGCAGGACAUUUGCUGACACUCCGGUGGACGACAGAGGUGGGCUUUUGCGGUGCGUGUGGUGGGCCAUGCAUGCCGGGCCGGCUCAUCAAGACCUGUGACGUUUGCAGAUACAACGUGUGCGAGGCUUGCACAUUGAAAGCGACGAGCUCCCCGACCCUGCUGGAGGCACAGCCUGGCCCAGCGUGGGCCCGGGCGCCGGCGCCUCUCAGGCCAGCGGCGAAAGUGCCCAACGGCCUCUCCUCCAUGCCGGUUCCCGUGGCUCGCACGUGCGCGCACGCGGCACACGCGCGCAGCGGGAGCCUCACAGGCGUUGACCGUUCGAGCUAUAUCAGCUAUGUGCCUAGCUAUUUGGCAGGUUCCAACGGCCGGAGCUAUGUGCCCCCUGUGCAAGGUGCUGAGAGCCGGAGCUAUGUACCCCCUGCCGAAGGUGCAGGUGGCCCAAGCUAUGCACCCUGUGAAGCAGGAAAAACAGGUACAGAUGGAUGGAGCUACACGCCUUUUGUGACAGGUGGCGGAAGCUAUGUACCUCCUGAACCAGGUGGCCCGAGCUAUGUGCCUCCUGCACAAGGCAGCCCAAGCUACAUACCUGCAGUUGCAGCCAGUACAGGCAAUCGCAGCUAUGUACCCCCUGGACCAGGCGACACGGCACGCUACACCGCUACACCGGUUCCGCUCCGCUACGCGGACGUCAGGACGGGACGGAGCGAAGGGAGCUAUAUCCCUCCAUUCACGGCCACAGGUAGUCGAAGUUGGGUGCCAGCACCCGAGACGAGCUUCACCCCGCCCAGUCGCCGGCCCUACGGGGCCACCAUGACGCUGCCGAGCGGUGGAAGCUUCAUUCAGGUGCCAGAAGCAAAGCUCAGCAACAGGAGUCCCUCGCUGACGCCCUCCUACACGCCCAGCAUCGAAAGCUUCGUGGUCACUGCAUGGCCAGGUGCAAAGACACCACCAGAGGUCAAAGGCUCAAAGAAAGCACUAUCUCUGGAAGAGCAUGCAGCCCUACCCGAGAAUCAGGAGUGUGCCGACUGUGGGGCACCACGGCCCGAUUGGGCGUCGGUGAACCAGGGCACCUUGAUUUGCAUCGACUGUGCUGGAACGCAUCGCUCCCUGGGGGCUCACAUCUCCAAGGUGAAAUCAUUGGGGCUGGAUAAAUGGAAACCUGACGAAGUGGAGAACUUUGUGUCCAAAGGUGGCAACCGCAAGGUCAACGAAUCGCUUCGAAAGGGUGGCGCACCUGUGGCACCGCAGUUGGGAGCGCCAAGAGCAGCUUGGGACAUCUACAUCCGCAGAAAGUACGCAGAGAAGGCACCGCUGGACACGAGGCUGAAUGGGUACCACCCGAAGUCCCUUGGAGCAGCCCAAGCAGGUGGCUCUCCAAGUGAGGGCGAGGGCCUCAAGGCGGUGGUGCCUGAAAGGAGCCUGAACUUGCAUCGUGAGUUGAGCUGCCACUUGGGCACCACGUGUCAUCAAGGUUUGGUCAUGGUGGACAUCGCCAGUGUGGACAUCGGCGUCGAACGGGCUCAAGAUCUGCGAAUGCUCGGGCGGUUCUUUUUGUCGCUCUCAGUGGUCUUGAGCCUAGGGUCGGUGACCACGGAUGGGACCUCCUCAAGAAGAGGUUCAGAGAAGGCCAGCUGGAAUCCACCAGAGAGGAAGGAAUUGCUGUGGGAUGCGCAGGAGCGAUGGCUCUGGUGUCGGGUCUACGACUGGGACCUGAUUGGUUUUAAGCAAUUGGCUGGUGAAGGCCGUAUCGAUUUGUUGCAAUUCAUGGAGAGACAUGGGGCGUGUGGCGCCCAAGGGGUGGAGGUGGAGCUCUUCGCAUCCAGCGAGGAUGACGGAGGCUCCGAUUCCGAGGCGUCCCCGACCUCGCAUCCCACGAGCUUUGGGACCUUCAAUCCGGAGGACCCACAGGAUCCGGCGUGGCGGGGGACGUUCAUCGGCUUGGCAAAGCUCCAGCUCACCAUCAUCGACAUGACCGGGAUGCUGUCAUCCCAGCAGCGGAAGCCCAUCGCGCAGUCCGAGUCUCCCAGCGGCUCAGACUAGCGAAAAGUGUGGAGCAUCGGAUUCGAUGAAUGUUUAUCUCCAGGUUUCGGCAAGAACGAACGUGACAUGUGGUAAAAAAAAAAAAAAAACAUUGUCAUGUUUGACUCAGAUUUGACUCAUACCAACCUUGCCCUGAUCCAACCAGCCAGAUGUUGGUGCCGGUGAUCACUCCAGGUGUUUCUUGAAGGGUCCUGUCGCCGCGAUGAGGCACAAUAGAAACAACAUGUCAAUGGUACUGUCAAUGGUCUUUGAGAGAUACAUGUGCAUUCAGAGAAUGCAGGACAGAAACAUGCAGAAACAAUUCUUCGAAGCAAAGUCUCUGUGUUUUCGGGUCCUUUUCAGACAAAGUCGCUGCUAAACGUUGUCCAACGGUCACUAGCCUCAGACCCCCAACAGAUGGGGACAGUGACGGGGGUUCUCAGAUGGUGCUGCAGAGCAGGUUUGCCCAGCAGAGCCGGUUCUCCAACAGAGCAUGCAGAAGUGAAGACUGUUGAGGGCAGUUGGUUGAUGGUUGUUCAUGGGGCACACAUAGUGAAACCACAUUGGAAUCAUAUUCUAUUCUCUACCUCAUGUCCAUAGGCCCCAAAAAGGCAGCAAGAUGGCCAGGUUGAGCCCCAAGGACUCCACCAUUGCGCCGAUCUGGAGUUUGAAACACUUCGGACCGAAACGCCGAACCGCUGCGCUGGACCGAAAGGCUGCGAGCGUC